Molecule: messenger RNA, 1608 nt
Organism: Penicillium soppii
Lineage: Eukaryota; Fungi; Ascomycota; Eurotiomycetes; Eurotiales; Aspergillaceae
Product: F-box domain protein
Exons: 2
Coding region: 1-1608 (535 amino acids)
Molecular function (GO): protein binding
Source: RefSeq, a predicted model, not a curated record
AUGGGCCUCUUCGACAAGAUCCGCCGAAGCUCCAGGCGCAGUGCGGGGGUCGCGACCGAGCCUCCAUCGCCCCCGCGCGUACCAGGCCGAGACUGCACCAAACGCUUACCCCGGACGGUGCUGGCGCGCAUUUUUGCCUUUGUUUGUCCUCACACGGUCGAUAAUACAUAUGACACUUCCGAGGAAUCAACAAGCGAUGGCUGCAUGCUAUGCGACAUGCGCGACCUGGCGCACUGCGCGCUCGUGUGCAAGCGGUGGUUUUUGGAUGCGCGGGCACUACUCUAUACAAACGUCCGCAUCGAUCCUGUCCAUUACUGCGAAUUAGAAAUCGAAUUAGCCGCCAAGCGAAAACGCCGCUCCGUCUUCGAUCGCAAUGGUGUUCCCAUUGAUGCGCCCCAGGUUCGGCUGGAACUUUUUAUGCGCGUCGUGCGAGAGUCGCAGGGACUGGGCAAUAUGGUUCUGUCGCUCAGAAUGCCUUACAUGACCCGCGAAGCCAACAAAGCCACUAUUGCCCGCACUAUCUCCGUCUUGCCUAAUCUCCGCUUUGUUGAUCUCCCAGUGGGUUUGUUCAGCGACGAGUUAUCGUGUAUACCAUUGAAGCAGGAGUUGAUGGCCCGGUGUCCCGAAAUCCGUCGCAUGAGCUACCGCCAGGGUGCCGAGCGUGGUUUCUCGCAGCUGCAGGGAUCCGGGCUAUGGAUGCAUUUGGAGGUGCUCGAGCUAUCCGGGAUCAAGCUGGAGGCUAGUAUUCUACGCAGCGGGCUAGCUGCAUUCCCGGAACUUCGUGAGCUCAGGCUUGAAAAGCUCAGUUGGCUUCUUGACUCUGCCUUCGCGGUGAACGUGCCUCUCCCGCCAUUCCCCGCAGUCCAAUCUCUUACACUCCGCGAUACACCCAACGUCACGGCAAGCGGGCUUGCCGCGAUCCUGUCCACCCCGGCGAACAAAGCGGCCCUGGAAUCUUUGACAUUGUCAUCCACUGGGGUUAUUCCGUCGCAUCUCCAUAAAAUCCUCGCCGCAGCCCCACGACUCCAGAAUCUUUCCAUCAUUCAGGAAGUUUCCUCCUCGUUCCCUAUGGAGCAAAUCCCCCUAAUGGCAUCAAAAUCAUUGCAUCUUUUGCACUUUGAACUCACUUCUCAAACCGAUAAUCAUGGGAUGCCACCGGUGGCAUCCUCAUACUAUACGUAUCUCAUCUCGUCACUAAUGGCUCGAGCUUUACCAGCUCUUCGAAACUUAUAUGUUCGGGAUUCCGAGUUCCCCGACACACUCUUGCUAAUGCCCCCGCCACGACUAUUCGGUGGCGGUGAAAGUGGACCCCGAACGCAGGGCGGACUCUCACAGCCGCUGAACGUGUACAGCAAGGGCCUGGACGAACUGGAGUGGAACUUCACACCGUACGAUCCGAGUCCGGCGGCCAGCCGCCGCGAUUCAAGAACUCGCCCCGUGAGCUUCCACGAGGCCCAGCUCAGCAGGUCCUGGGGUGGCGAAGCGCGGAAGAGCGUCCUGGUCGGUAAUGGGUUUGGUGGCUUCUUGGCUGUUCCGGCUGAGGGUGACCGGCCUCAGAGUGGUCAUGGGAAUCAGAAUCGAUUGAGUAAACAGGAUCUGUGGCGUUGA